GUCACUCUAGCACCACCGCCUUCCAAGUUCCCCCCUUGUGGAUGCACAGCCCGGUCGCUCCGCUCCUCCCAGCUCCAAGGGACCAGAAGCGGCCAGAAAAGCAGACUCUGGGCGGGAGCCAGGGGAAAGGACGGCGCGGCGCCUGGCCUGCCCCGGGGAGUUGGUGAACGAUGAAUGGCCGGCGGCGGCGGCGCCGAGAGUACUGCAAGUUUGCGCUGCUCUUGGUGCUGUACACGUUGAUGCUGCUGCUCGUCCCCUCGGUCCUGGACAGCGGCAGCGACCAGGACAAGGGCGUCGGGCACUGCCCCGGCCUGCAGCGCAGCCUGGGAGUGUGGAGCCUGGAGGCGGCGGCGGCUGAAGAACGCGAACAGGGCGCCGAGGCGCGCCCCCCGGGUGGAUGGGGCGCGGGCGGGUCCCUGGGGUCCCCAGGCAACCUCAGCACGGUCGGAGAGGUGGGGACCCACGAGAAGCAACACAUCUACGUGCAUGCCACCUGGCGCACCGGCUCCUCCUUCCUGGGCGAACUGUUCAACCAGCACCCGGACGUUUUCUACUUGUAUGAGCCCAUGUGGCAUGUGUGGCAGGCGCUGUAUCCAGGAGACGCGGAGAGCUUGCAAGGAGCGCUGCGCGACAUGCUGCGUUCGCUCUUUCGCUGUGACUUCUCGGUGCUGCGGCUGUACGCGCCGUCCAGGGACUUGGCCGCGCGAGCCCCGGACUCAACCAACCUCACCACCGCCACCCUUUUCCGCUGGCGGACCAACAAGGUCAUCUGCUCACCGCCGCUGUGCCCCGCUGCGCCCCGCGCCCGCACCGAGGUGGGCCUCGUCGAGGACACUGCCUGUGAGCGCAGCUGCCCUCCGGUGCCGCUCCGAGCCCUGGAGGCAGAGUGCCGCAAGUACCCGGUGGUGGUCAUCAAGGACGUGCGCCUGCUCGACCUGGGCGUGCUAGUGCCCCUGCUGCGUGACCCAGGCCUCAACCUGAAGGUGGUGCAGCUUUUCCGAGACCCGCGGGCCGUGCACAACUCGCGCCUCAAGUCCAGGCAGGGGCUGCUGCGCGAGAGCAUUCAGGUGCUGCGCACCCGCCAGAGAAGCGAACGCUUCCACCGCGUGCUACUGGCGCACGGCGUCGCCGCCCGUCCCGGAGGCCAGGCCCGUGCGAUACCCUCAGUGCCUCGCACUGAUUUCUUCCUGACCAGUGCUCUCGAGGUGAUCUGCGAGGCCUGGCUGCGCGAUCUGCUUUUCGCUCGCGGUGCGCCCACCUGGCUGCGGCGCCGCUACCUGCGGCUGCGCUAUGAAGACCUGGUGUGGCAGCCCCAAGCCCAGCUGAGCCGUCUGCUGCGCUUCGCCGGGCUGCGGGCGGUGGCGGCUCUGGAUGCCUUUGCACUCAACAUGACGCGGGGAGCAGCCUAUGGCACCGAUCGGCCUUUCCACCUGUCGGCACGCGACGCCCGCGAGGCGGUGCACGCAUGGCGUGAGCGCCUGAGCAGAGAGCAGGUGCGCCACGUGGAGGCCGCCUGCGCCCCAGCAAUGCGACUGCUGGCCUACCCUCGCAGCGGAGAUGAGGGCAACCUGGAGGCCGCCAGGGAAAGGGAGAUACCACUGGAGAUGAAGGCCAAGGCAGCCAUGUAGUAUCUCAACCCCCUGCUCCAGCCCUGGGGUGGAUCCCGGUUAGUCACCAUGAACCGGUGCACUCAGCAUGCUAUACCAACACUGGAGAGGCCACAUGGUGGAGGCAAUCUAUCACACUGUCAGAAACUGGGGCUGAUUUGGUACCAACUGCUGUGCAAUUCUGCCGGGCAGGAACAUCACAGACUGUUAAAUAAUGACAGACAUAUUGGCUGAGAUGAAGUUUCCAGACAGGAAGUGACAGUGCAAUGUGGAUAUUUAUGGCCAUAAAAUAGGAAGAGUUUUAGUUCCCUGAUCCUGCCUCUGCUGGAGCCAUUUCAACAAGGCCUCCUCAUAACAAAGAAGAGAUGUGAUCUGUUUCACUUCACAUUGGCAGAUAUCUGGACAAUACCAUCAAUGUGAAUAAGGACCAAGUACAGUCAUGUCUAUCUUGAUUAAAUUGCUUCUUAAAUAAAAGGUCUGGGUGGUAUUGUUUUCAACUGAACAUAUGUAGCUCUCCUUCAAAGAGCCUGCCUCCUAAAGAACCAAUUUCUUAAUUUUUCUCCCUAGGAU
This is a messenger RNA of Nannospalax galili (Upper Galilee mountains blind mole rat), 2177 nucleotides long. RefSeq names its product carbohydrate sulfotransferase 7 (gene Chst7). Gene Ontology annotation, biological process: N-acetylglucosamine metabolic process; carbohydrate metabolic process. Gene Ontology annotation, cellular component: Golgi membrane. Bases 171 to 1628 code for a protein of 485 amino acids. NCBI's taxonomy places the organism in Eukaryota, Metazoa, Chordata, Mammalia, Rodentia, Spalacidae. The record is from RefSeq and is a predicted model, not a curated record. Gene Ontology annotation, molecular function: N-acetylglucosamine 6-O-sulfotransferase activity; chondroitin 6-sulfotransferase activity. The transcript is spliced from 2 exons.